AUGUUUUUCCCCAAGAUCCUCAUCGGCGGCGUUUUUGCCAUGCUCCAGAUGCAGCCUGCCGCCGCAAUUCCUAUCAAUGCCACCGCGAUUUCUACCUCUGCCAACGCCACGAUGCCAGCCAGCAUGACCCUCGCGCGUCGGAUCAUCGAUGUCGACACGGUCGACUGUCAUGACGAAUGGUAUCAGGAACCGGCAGUCCGCACCAAGAUUGCCAUCACAAAGUUUAUCCGAGAGGGCAUGGAGUACCUCAGACAUGUCGCUGGCGUCCCCAAGCUCGGUCCUGGUUCCAACAACUGCGAGCGGGUCAGCUGCUCAAUGUCGUCAGCCAUUGCCUGGUGCAACCACGACCCCGACAACUCAAACGAGCUCCCUUCGUAUGAAACGAUUGCCGAGGCCGCUGAGAUCAUCCUUGGGUGGUGCAAGGCGAGUAAGAAAGAAUUGCAUAUCAAGGGCCAGGUCUAUUCGAAGCAGAAGUGGAGUGUCAUUAUUGAGGGAGAUGAUUGCUGAGACGGGAGGUGCGCCUACCUAUCCUCUAGACAUUUUUACGACAAAGGCAUGAGGAGCAUGGGCAUUAUCUAUCCGAGUGGGCGUCAGUUUUGAUCACGGGUUCAUGCAUUGUACAGGGCACAGGUUUGCCAGGACGGAAAAUGUUAGGUAGCGACCCCAGGAUCAGACGAGGUGGUCUUUUUGUUUUGUCUGGUCAGUUUUUGGGUCUUUGGGUCUGCAUAUAACAUAUCUCACGAAACAACAAGCUGAGGUGGAACUUGGAUACCUCCGUCCACCGGAGAAUAAGUUCCACUUGUCAUAUCAGUCUU
Molecule: messenger RNA, 815 nt
Organism: Neurospora hispaniola
Lineage: Eukaryota; Fungi; Ascomycota; Sordariomycetes; Sordariales; Sordariaceae
Exons: 3
Coding region: 1-507 (168 amino acids)
Source: RefSeq, a predicted model, not a curated record